AUGAGCAGUUGCUGGCGUGUUUUUCGGCUGCGUGUUUUUUCGGACGAUGAAUUUCGUGCCGCCCUUUUUGAUAUGGAUCCUAAUAAGUCACCUGGCCUUGAUGGUUUGAACCCUGCUUUUUUCCAAAAAAGUUGGGGUAUCCUGGGUCCUGAUAUUAGCAACGCUUGUCGCCUUUGGCUUAGUCAAGGUACAUUGCCGCCCUCUCUUACUAAGACUCUGCUAGUUCUAAUUCCUAAGUGUGAUAGCCCUGAAUUUGUUAAGGAUUACAGGCCGAUUGCAUUAUGCAACUUGUUGUAUAAAAUUUUAGCCAAAGCUCUUGCUAAUCGUUUGAAAAUGGUUCUUCCGAAAAUUAUCUCUGAUUCACAAUCGGCUUUUAUCCAAGACAGAAUGAUUACUGAUAAUUUUCUGAUUGCUUUUGAGACCAUUCAUAAUUUGAAAUGGAGGCCUAGGGGUACUAUUGAAUCGUGUGCUUUGAAAAUUGAUAUGUCAAAAGCUUACGAUCGUGUUAGUUGGAAUUAUUUAACUAAGAUGCUUUUGGCUUUGGGUUUCUCUGAUCGUUGGGUUAGUUGGAUGCACAUGUGUUUUGCUAAAGUUACUUAUUCUGUAAAUGUUAAUGGGAUUGAAGUGGGACCGAUUUUACCUGGGCGUGGUCUACGUCAAGGUGACCCCAUUUCUCCCUAUCUUUUUUUGAUUGUGGCAGAGGGGCUAUCACUGUUGUUACAAAAUGCUGAGCGUAGGGGCCUUAUCCAUGGGUGUCGUGCUGCUGCUAAUUGCCCAAGAAUCUCUCAUUUAUUUUUUGCAGACGACUCUCUACUGUUCUUUGAUGCUUCUUUGGAUAAGGCAAGUUCUUGUGUUUCUGAUACCUUGAAGCAUGACAUAUCUGCUGCCUUGGGCGUCUUUUUGCCACUUAAUGGAAGCAGUUACUUGGGUUUGCCAUCUUUAGUUAUGGUGAUGAUGAACCGUUUCUGGUGGAACGGUAAUAAGUUUGAUGGGCAUGGCAUAAACUGGUUAUCUUGGGACCGUAUGUGCGUUAGUAAGUCAGGUGGUGGUAUGGGGUUCAGGGACCUUCAUUGUUUUAAUGUUGCUUUGCUAGGGAAACAAGGGUGGCGGUUGUUGACCAAAACUAAUACUCUUCUACAUCACGUGUUUAAAGCUAAAUAUUUCCCAAGGGGGGAUUUUUUGUCGGCUAGUGCCACUCCAGGCCAAAGCUUUGUUUGGAAGAGUAUAUUGUCCUCUAAGCAGGUGUUAAUUCAGGGGUCUCGUUGGCGUGUUGGUAAUGGUCAGAAUAUACAUGUAAACUCUAGUCCUUGGAUUCCUAAGGAUGAUGGUUUCUUUCCAGAUGAUGGCCAGCUUUUUAUUCCGAAUGCCAUGUGUGUUUGUGACUUGUUUGUGCCUGGAGAGAAUCGUUGGGAUGUGAAUAAGCUUAUGAAUCUAUUUUCCAUUCGGGAUUUGAGGGCCAUUCUUUCAAUUCCUUUGAGUAUUAUGAAUAGAGAAGACAAAAUUAUUUGGCAUUUCCACAAAAAGGGUAUUUAUACUGUGAAGACAGCUUAUUAUGAAAUUUUCAAUUCUUUGAGGCAUUAUCAAUUGCCCUCUAAUGAUUCUGUUUGGAACAGAAUUUGGAACCUGCAUGUGCCUCCUAAGAUAAGGGAUUUUAUGUGGCGAGCUUGUCGAAACAUUCUUCCCACCCGGUGUAAGCUUGUGGAGCGCGGUAUUGGGGUUCCUAGUGCUUGUCUUUUCUGCCCUGAUAAUGAGACCAGUGAUCAUGUUUUGUUCGCUUGCCCUCGUGCCCGUGAGGUUUGGAGAAUCAGCGGAUUUAUUCUGCCAUCGGGUAUGCUUUCUUUUAAUCAGUUCUUUGAGCAAGUUUAUUUGAACUUGGGUAGAGAUAAGGCUGCCACUAUUGCGACUAUUGCAUGGAAAAUUUGGGCUUCACGUAAUGAUAUGUUGUGGUCUAACAAGUGGCUUCCUCCUGCACUGAUUGUCCGACUUGCUAGUGAUUAUCUUCACUCUUUUGUUGCGGCUCAAUCAUUUCCAGCUUCUUCCCCAUCGCUAACUGCAGGUCGUGCUUCCACAAGUGCUCAAAUGGUUGAGGGUGCUGAUUGGUUGGGUUUUACAGAUGGCGCUAUCUUUCCUAGCUCAGAUUUUGUGGGUUUCGGCUGUCUUUUUGAAGAUGGUGAAGGCUCAUUCUCACUUGCAAUUUCGGGUUUUAAUGAAGGUGGUCACGACCCUGCUAUAGCUGAGGCGCUAGCCUUGAGGCAAGGCUUGCUCUAUGCUGUUGAUGCCUUUCCUGGUCCAGGCAGAAUGUUUACAGAUUGCUUGUGUCUUGUGCAAGCUCUUUACUCUUCUUCUAUUGAUUUUUCUGAUUUUGGAUCUAUUGUUAUGGAUUGUAAAGCUAUUUUGUUGACUAGACCGGACAUUAGUGUGUCUUGGGUGUGA
Messenger RNA from Jatropha curcas, 2433 nucleotides. The record is from RefSeq and is a predicted model, not a curated record. NCBI's taxonomy places the organism in Eukaryota, Viridiplantae, Streptophyta, Magnoliopsida, Malpighiales, Euphorbiaceae.